Molecule: messenger RNA, 201 nt
Organism: Pichia membranifaciens NRRL Y-2026
Lineage: Eukaryota; Fungi; Ascomycota; Pichiomycetes; Pichiales; Pichiaceae
Exons: 2
Biological process (GO): protein import into mitochondrial matrix; protein insertion into mitochondrial inner membrane
Cellular component (GO): TIM23 mitochondrial import inner membrane translocase complex
Source: RefSeq, a predicted model, not a curated record
CCAUCUCUCUUUGACAAGUUGAAGAUGGGCUUCUUGAUGGGAAGUACAGUUGGUGCAGUAUCAGGAUUAGUUUUCGGAGGUUACGCCAUCCUGAAGAAUGGUGCUCCUAACGGUGUCGUCAACACCUUGGGACAAUACAUUCUCGGAUCUGCCGGUUUCUUCGGUAUGUUCAUGAGUGUUGGUUCCAUCAUCAGAUCGGAA